This is a messenger RNA of Drosophila grimshawi, 724 nucleotides long. It is a transcript of the gene vnc, whose product is annotated as N-alpha-acetyltransferase daf-31. Gene Ontology annotation, biological process: N-terminal peptidyl-glutamic acid acetylation. Gene Ontology annotation, molecular function: protein-N-terminal-glutamate acetyltransferase activity; protein N-terminal-serine acetyltransferase activity. The coding region runs from base 61 to 663 and encodes 200 amino acids. Gene Ontology annotation, cellular component: NatA complex. Lineage: Eukaryota; Metazoa; Arthropoda; Insecta; Diptera; Drosophilidae. The record is from RefSeq and is a predicted model, not a curated record. The transcript has a single exon.
ACAAAUAUUAAUUAUAUAUAUAUACUAAAAUUAAAGAUAAAAUAUUCAACAACGAUCAAGAUGAACAUACGCUGUGCUAAGCCCGAGGAUCUAAUGACAAUGCAGCAUUGCAAUUUGCUUUGUUUGCCGGAGAAUUAUCAAAUGAAAUAUUAUUUCUACCACGGAUUGACUUGGCCUCAGCUCAGCUAUGUGGCCGAGGAUGACAAGGGCGGCAUCGUUGGCUAUGUGCUGGCCAAAAUGGAGGAGCCUGAGCCCGGCGAGGAAAGCAAACAUGGACACAUCACCUCGCUGGCAGUGAAGCGUUCCUAUCGACGUCUCGGGCUCGCCCAGAAGCUGAUGAAUCAGGCCUCCCAGGCGAUGGUCGAGUGCUUCAAUGCCCAAUAUGUCUCGCUCCAUGUGCGCAAGAGCAAUCGUGCCGCCCUCAAUCUCUAUACGAACGCCCUCAAGUUCAAGAUUAUCGAGGUGGAGCCGAAGUACUAUGCCGAUGGCGAGGAUGCCUACGCCAUGCGUCGCGAUCUCCGCGAAUUCGCCGACGAUGACAAACCCAAGACGACACCGACCGGCAAGGAGGCUGGCGAGGAUCAGCCCACCAAUGAUAAUUCUAAACACCACACGCACAGAUCCGGACACAAUCACAGCGGACACGAUGGUCAUUGCUGCUAACAAGGAACAAGAACCAUAAACAAAAAACAUUUAAAUACAAAAAUUGAGAAAAAAGAAAUGC